AUGGUAAUCAUUCAUUCGAGUGGAUGUUUUCCAACCAUCGAUAAAGAUUUUCUUUCUCCCGGCGACUAUUCAUUUGGUCAAACAUCCUACGAAUAUCCCAUAGUAAAUGAUCACGAGUUAACGCCAACAUCCAACAAUUUAACAACACAAAUUCGUGGCGAAGUGUUUUAUCCUAAUACGACUAAGAAAAAUGUGAACACAUCUUAUCCGAUAUUGAUAUUUCUUCCCGGCAAACAUCCUGAUUGUCGAAUUCAAGUCCCCCCCGGAUAUCCAUUGCUUGAUAUUGGCUCCGCAGAUGUUCAAGGAAACUGUCCCGAACAUACGUCAAAAGUACCAAGUCAUUUAGGAUUUUCGUAUAUAGGAAGACAUUUGGCUUCAUACGGAUACAUUGUUGUUUCGAUUGAUGUGCUUCUAAUUAAUAAUAAAUGGUCAAUAUUAAAUGAUUCGGCGUUAAAUUUUGUUCGCGCUCGAAUUGUAUUCCGAACGAUCGAGAAAAUGAUGGAAUGGAAUAGCGAUUCUCAAGUGUCAAAAGAGAUUCUUCACGGAAUUGACUUGUCAGACCAGUUCGAUUUCACGGAAAUUGGUUUAAUGGGACAUUCACGCGGUGGUGAAGGCGUGAGAAAUGCUUAUAACAUGUUAAUGGAAGGCAAAGGCGCAUCUGAUGCACUUCGAUGGAAAAGUAAAUUACCCAAUGUUCGUUUCAAAGCCAUUUUAGAAAUCACUCCAAUGUACUAUGGAGAAAACGGUAUAAGAUUAGGUGUUGAAAACAUUCCCUGGGCAAUGAUUGUUGCCGGUUGUGAAGAUGAUGAAAUUGAUUAUCUUCAUGUCAAUCUAGCUUAUCGACAAAGACAAAUCUCUAAACAGGCGAACUAUGUCUUUCAUGUCUAUGGUGCAAACCAUGAGUAUUUCAAUACGGAGUGGCAAGUUGGCUUUUCAGCGUGUUUCGGCGAUCAAGAUCCAUUGUGGGAUGUAAACGCAAGUGCAUUUCGCGUUAGUGAUAUUUAUCCUCCAGCGAAAAAUACGUCGUAUGAUGUCACACUUCUAAAAGUCAAUGGAUCAGAAACUCAGCGGAACGCAACAACUUUUAUACUUUCAAUCUUUUUUCUAUCAUAUGUGGGUCAAACGGCCAAUCCGAAGUUAGCGGAGAGUUUUCAACUUUCACGACCGUCUUCGGAAAGUUUUCCAGAGAUUGGAUGGGAACACUUCAACAAUAACGAAUCUAUUGUUAUAUUCGAUGGCACUAGAACAGUUGAAGGAAACGAUCGAGCUGAGAUCAUGCUAUUGAAGGAUUAUGCAAAACGGGAAUUUCCAUUAUUUGUUUCUGCUUACAAAAACUCGAAUGAUACUCCACCACAAUUUCAACACCACAUUCCCAAUAAGGACCAAUUAGAACUCAAUUGUCUUGACCAAAUCGAAAAUGCUUUACACAUCCAUUUUCUCGAUGGUUCUUCAGGAGAAAUUUCUCUAAAAUUCAAUUCAUCAGAAAGGAUUCAAUGGCUUGAUGUUCAUCUAGCGCGUCGAAGUUCAUGUUGGUUUAAUUCAACGGAUCCAAUGAAAUGUUCGCAACCGAGAAUAAUGCAAUUACAGCUUCAAAUUCAAACUCCAACUCGCUUCUAUCCACCAGUGAAAGUUGUAUUGAAAAGUCGUUUUAAUUUAGAAUUCGUUCGUUGUAAUGCCAUGGAUCUUUCCAAAGAACAAAUUUCGUUUCUACCAGUGAUGUUUGAAACAACAAGAAUUCUGUUAACAAAGCCAGAACAAAUUCUUCAGUUGAAAAUCAGUUCAUUAAAUGCCGGUUCGUUCAUUCUAGGCGACAUUCGAGCGACGCCUUCAUCAAUACCAACAUCAAUAGCGUCACAUCUUUCCAUUUCAAUUUUUAUCUGUAUUCUUUUUAUGCUCAUUCAUAUGUUAUCAGUGUAUACAAACUAUAAUGGCAUAGCUAAUUGA
Adineta ricciae is the source of this 1944-nucleotide messenger RNA. The record is from the annotation of a GenBank genome assembly. Lineage: Eukaryota; Metazoa; Rotifera; Eurotatoria; Adinetida; Adinetidae.